Molecule: messenger RNA, 465 nt
Organism: Hemibagrus wyckioides
Lineage: Eukaryota; Metazoa; Chordata; Actinopteri; Siluriformes; Bagridae
Product: trypsin inhibitor ClTI-1-like
Exons: 4
Coding region: 68-322 (84 amino acids)
Molecular function (GO): serine-type endopeptidase inhibitor activity; protein binding
Source: RefSeq, a predicted model, not a curated record
AGGGCGGGGUUGUUACACACACCACUACACACACACAUAUACCUACUAUCUCACACAGCCUGCAAUCAUGAAAGUGCUGACUGCUCUGAUCUGUGUCUCUCUCCUCCUGUGCCUCUCUGCUGUCAUAUCAGCGGAUGAACGAUCACAGCCCAGAGAGGCCGAGUGUGAAAAGUAUCUGACUUCAUCAUGCACCCGUGAAUUCGACCCGGUGUGCGGUGACGACGGAGAAACCUACUCAACCGAGUGUGUUCUCUGUGUGGAAAAUAAAAAACGAAACCAGCAUGUGAAGGUGAUGCACAAGGGAAUGUGUGAAAAUUCUUAAAUCUGCCACAAAGAAGAAAACCAGAUCUCAUCACUGUUUAUUAAUCAUAACAGCUCAACAUUCCAAACAAGAAAAAAAAACAUGAAUUUCAUGUGACUAAACUGUCAAUUCUGUUCAUGAACGAUUAAACGAUAGAAGCAUGA